AUUGUUUUGUGCAAAAUGGCGACCUUGCAGGGAGAAGAAAGCAAUCGAUGUGUUGACGAUUUAUUCCUCAUUUUUUGUUACGCAGCGCUAUCCAGUACCCCUGGAGUUCAAAUGGGAGCAGUUGCGAGCCCCUUUUCCCCGCCACCCGCCCAGCAACAAGCAACACCCCAGCAGCAACAGCAACCAUCGCAGCAACAGUCACAGACACCUACACCUCAGCCCCAGCAACCACCCGUGACCCCUGCACAGCCACAACCUAAGGGCACCGGCCAGCUCCCAAGCAACAAAGACCUUUCAAGGCAAUUCACCCCAGAGCAAUUACAACGCAUCUUCCAGUUGAAGCAGCAGCAACAGCAACAUCUCAAACAGCAACAAGUGCAACAACAGCAGCAGCAACAGCAGCAGCAACAAGUACAACAACAGCAACAACAGCAGGUGCAGCAACAGCAGCAGCAACAACAACAACAGCAGCAACAGACUCCCACUCCUGCACAACCAAAGGGGAUGUUCCAGCAGCAGCAACAACAGAGGCAACAGCAGCAGCAGCAGCAGUCUGUGGGACCAAAGGGUAACAUUCCCCAUAUGAUGUCUCAAGGGAGUACCUCAGUACCCUCACCUAUGCCAGGCCCGGGCAUCAAUCAACAUCAACCUAACGUCACCAUCACCAGCUCACAGCCUCUCUUCCAUGGCAUGCCAUCUGCCACAAUAGCGACAUCGGGUGGUGCAAGGGCGCCCUCUGGAGCCCUGAUGGCAGUUCAACAGAUCAGUAAGGAAGCAGAAAAGCAGCGCUCACAUACGCAAGGUCAACACAUGAACCAGUUCCCAUCGCAGCAGGCCACACCCCAGCAAUCAGGACCAGUAACUCCAGCCCCAGCUCAGAAGCAGGGUAGCGGCAUGGCAACCCCGCCCACCUUCGGACCCCCAGGAGGGAACCCUGCUAUCCCACAGCCCACCGGCAUGGGGCCAAAUGUUAUGGGGCAGCAGCAGAAUCCGGGAGUCAAUCUUCCAAUCCCACAGCCUACCGGACCUAUGCCUGGACAAAGCAUGAUGCAACAACAACCGGGAGCCGCGAUAGGAGUAGCAACAAGAAUCCCUCAGCAGGUGGGUCCAGGCCAGCCUCAGCAAGGCGCAGUACCAGGACAACCCCAGCAGCAGCAGCAGCCUACACAACAAGUCAUCUGGACGGGCUCUCUAGAAUGGCAUGAUAGGUCGCGGUCACUCCCAAAUGACCAGAAGCAGACGAGAGCGGUCAACUGUCACAUCUUAGCCCAACCUGAUGCUAACUUGAAGACAGACACCUGGCCCAAACAGCUCAUUAUGCAGGUCAUUCCUCACAAGUUCUUGCAACAACUUGGAUCUCUAGUGAAGAACAACAAGACAGUGUUAUUCUCCUUCCCAGACAAAGACAGCGACAUGCAGUCCUACAGGGCUCUCAUCAGGUCUACACAAAAACCAUUUGCCGGUUGUGUGCACUUUCCUACCGAGGGUCCCUCAAGCAUUCGUGUGCUGAUCUUGCUCUACUCCGUACAAAAACUUCAGUUUGUGGGACUGAUACCGAUCGACCAAGCUGCCUUUGUUAAUACCUUCAGAGCCCUAGUCACCAGGCACAAGAAGAAUCAUGAACAGGUGAGCAAAAGAAAAAAAAAUCAGCAGGUUUGCAUUUCAUAUUCUUCAUUUUCAAAGACAAUUCUUCAAGACAAUAAAUAA
Strongylocentrotus purpuratus (purple sea urchin) is the source of this 1707-nucleotide messenger RNA. Its product is annotated as mediator of RNA polymerase II transcription subunit 25-like. Gene Ontology annotation, biological process: positive regulation of transcription by RNA polymerase II. The coding region runs from base 16 to 1707 and encodes 563 amino acids. NCBI's taxonomy places the organism in Eukaryota, Metazoa, Echinodermata, Echinoidea, Camarodonta, Strongylocentrotidae. The record is from RefSeq and is a predicted model, not a curated record. Gene Ontology annotation, cellular component: mediator complex; transcription regulator complex. The transcript has 11 exons.